Molecule: messenger RNA, 1268 nt
Organism: Cinara cedri
Lineage: Eukaryota; Metazoa; Arthropoda; Insecta; Hemiptera; Aphididae
Source: the annotation of a GenBank genome assembly
AUGGCCGAGAAAAUGUCUACGGCUGAACGAAUCACGAAAGUCCGCUUUUGGAGAUUAUACUACUCGGCAGUGAUCCAGCAAACAAACUCCGUUGAUGACGUGAUACAUUUGCUGGAAAAAAUUUAUUACAAACCGAAAGGAAAGGUUAUAUUAAAUUAUUAUACAUUAUUCGUUAUAAUCGAAUAUUGGAAAUAUUUAUUCUCAAUAUUGUUGUAUUUUAUACUCGAUGAUAUAUUUCAACAUUUUUAAAAAUAUUAUUUUAUCCAACCGUUUUAAAUUCAGUUUAAAUGGUUUUUUUUUUUUUUUACUGUUAUUCAUAAUGCGCGUCCAAUGUGAAAAUUGUUUAGAAACACAAUAUACAAUUGUUUUAACGUUUUUCAGAAAAUAAUGUCUCAAAUGUUGGACCAUUUAUUGGGGCAAUAUCAGUAUUUUUCCACGUACAAGCGACACGAACUGAUAUUAGCAGGUCGUCUUUAUGGUGGCGUAAUAAAUAAAGCGCGGUAUCAUCGAGUAAGUAAUCUUCCAAGCGUUAUUUAUCGAGUAUAGUAUGAACAAGUAUAUUUUAUUAGUAUUAUUUAUUUAUUUGUUGAAAUGACGAAAAUUUGCGUACAGCAUUGCAAUUUGUAUUGGAAUCGCUUAAACAAAAUAACAAAUCCGGUAUAUUUGCAUUCGGCGUAAGUGCUGUUCACCAGUUCAGUAAAUGCGUGAAGACCGAUCGCGUGCGUCAAUAUCUAAAUUAUAUGCUGGAUAUUCCAAAUAUUCAAAAACACGUAUACGAGGUAUGAUUAAAAACAAUUAAAUGAAGUUAUUAAUAGUGUAUAUUGAAUGUAAAAACUUUAAAAAUUGCGUAGAAUCUUUGAGAAUAUUAAUGUGAAACAUACAUUUAAAACAAAAAGAACAAUUUAUUGAAUAAUCUUUUUUUAUUAGGUAUUUCAUUAAUUUAAAAUGUCUUUUAACAUCUAUACAUUAUUCUUGAUGUUGAUAAAUAUCUUAGAAUAAAAUUACGAAUGACGAAUACAAUAUUAUUGCUCGAAUACGUUAUUCAUAUUUUUAUAUUUGUAUUAUGUAUUUUGUGUUAGCAUUUGAUUGAGAAAACCACGAAAGAAGUUUUAUCAUGGUCUGAAGAAUUUUCACAAAAUAUGAAAAUAACCCAAAAUACUGGAGACGACCAACAAUCAAAACGAAUUAAAAAUAACGAUAGUGAUAACGAUCACGUCGGCAAAAAGGCGACGAAAAAGAUAUUAAAGAAAGCGUACAAACGGAAAUGA